Messenger RNA from Anisakis simplex (herring worm), 1296 nucleotides. NCBI's taxonomy places the organism in Eukaryota, Metazoa, Nematoda, Chromadorea, Rhabditida, Anisakidae. The record is from the annotation of a GenBank genome assembly.
AUGCCGGGGGCGAGGGUGUAUCGAUACCGGAUGUUUGAUCUGGUCACCGAUAGGAAGACUCCGAGUUUUGGCAGGGGUGAUAACACAUCACUAUCGAAUUUCUUUUCGAUGGCAUUUGAUCUGAUCGAUUCGAUCAAUUUAAACGUCACCAAAACCGAUAACGACGACAAAAAUUUCAAAAUAUUAUCACCGCGAAUCGCUCCGAUUUUGCCUGAAAGGACCAAGAAAAGACAUCAUCUGUUAUCACCGUCCAUAUUGCCGUUGUAUAGUGAUGACAGUGCAGAUAGUAUAGCACCAUUGCCUGAGGUGCUAAAAGCGACGGGGAUAUCGGAAAAGGACCGCGAUGCGAUACUAGAGAUGGUGAUGGAUAUAUCGGGGGCGAAGAGGUCUGUGGAGGGGGUGAUGGAGAUAUUGAAGGGGAUGAAUUUUGUGGGGUUUGAGAGCGAGGUGUUGGAGGCAACUGAACGUCUGACGAAAUUAUUCAAGAAUCUGGAGAAAUCGUUUAAUAAAUGGCAACGAAAAGAUAUGAAACAACGUGGAUUCACAUUUUUAGAGAGAAAUCAAUUGCAGAAAUUAUUCAGAGAACACGGAAUAAAAAAUGGUAGAGAUGUUAAUUUCGACUUGGAUUCAUAUUCAAAAUUGAGCAAAAGCGAUCGUGAAGAGUCGUUGUGGCAAACAAUCGAACGUAUUGCAUACAACCGGAGUGUGGUGGAUAGCACCAGUAAUACGAUCGUGGCGAACGAUAAUAAUAAUAAUAAUAGUAUAAGUAAUGGCAAUAAUGUUGUUAUAUGCAAUGGUUAUGAUGUUAAUGGUAAUGGGUCGAAUUGCCAAAAUCGUGUGCGGACGAAACGCCAAACGGAGAUAUCAGUUCUGCAGCCGACCGUGUUGUCGCCGUUCAUGUUCACGCCGGUGACUGGCCUGACGGUGUUGGGGCCGACCGUGCUCUCGCCGUCGAUCUUCUCGGUGCUGCUGGUCAAUCCGUCCGUAGUCAGUCCAUAUGUGAUGUCACCCGCGUUCAUUCUGCCCUUUAUUUUGUCCCCCUACCUUCUGUCACCCUACGUGCUGUCACCCAUUUUCGCCGCGCCAUUUGUCUUGUCCCCCUACUUUUUGUCACCGAAUGUCCUCAACCCCUACAUAUUCUCGCCGCUAAUUUUGUCCCCAAUGGUGUUGGCGCCCGAUGUGAUAUCGCCGCAAGCGUUCGGCGGUGCCAUUCUGUCGCCGUCGGUGCUGUCGCCGAGCGUUUUGACCGAAACUGUGCUCAUGGCAUCGGUGUUGUCGCCAUCAUUUUUGUCAUGA